Molecule: messenger RNA, 2894 nt
Organism: Folsomia candida
Lineage: Eukaryota; Metazoa; Arthropoda; Collembola; Entomobryomorpha; Isotomidae
Product: supervillin
Exons: 5
Coding region: 503-2812 (769 amino acids)
Biological process (GO): actin polymerization or depolymerization; barbed-end actin filament capping; actin filament severing
Cellular component (GO): actin cytoskeleton; cytoplasm
Molecular function (GO): actin filament binding; phosphatidylinositol-4,5-bisphosphate binding
Source: RefSeq, a predicted model, not a curated record
UUGACGCUGACAGCUAAAAUUAGACCCAUACAAACUAAACCAACCAACCAACUCAAAUCAAACCACAUUAUGUUGUCGUUAAUCAGUAUUGUUCUCUUUUUUUAUUCCGUAAAUUGAUUAUACAAUCACAUUCUCGAGUAAAAAAAGAACAUGACUAGAACGAUAUCACAUUACACAUCAGUAAACGGUAUCAAUCAAUUUGUGCUGAUUUGUCCUGUUCUCCGAAAUAAAUAAAUAACUUUGCAAAAUUCUGAAACACGUCCCAAUCUUAAAAUCUUGGCAAAAAACAUCUCUUUAUGCAAAUUAAUUCACUGCCAUAUUUUGGGUGCUAACCACACUUCGUAUGGCACAAAGCAAGCCCAAUGUUUUUCCUUUCACUCUCAAAUCCCCAUAAUCUCUCUGCUGCUACAGACUGCAAACAAGGCGAGUGUUUACAGUCCAAAAAAGCACUAACGACAACAUUCCUCCACAAAGAAAGAUCUCCAUUUUUUUAAACUAAAAAAUGUCGCUUCAAGACCGUAUUGCGGAAUUACAGAAAAAUUCCCUUAGUUGGAAAGAACGGGUGGAAAAGCCACAAGAUUCCUCCUCCCCAGCUACGCUUUCAACGGUCAAAACCCUCCUUACAACCUCCCAGACGACUUGGAAGGCUCGGGUAGGUCAAAAAGAUGCACAUUUGUUCACCGUGAAUGGAAAACUGCAACGAGAUAAGAUUUCCAUACAAGAGUUUAAGUCAGAUAAGGAUAAACCACCUGUUGUUAUCGAACAUGAAUCGUUCUACCUCCCCCACUCGUACAAUCCGAAUGAUUCUCAUUUUAAAUCAUUCUUUCCAAAAGAAGUACAAGAUUCUGAACGGGUUGAAAUUGAUUUGGAUGUUGAAAUUCCGAUAAUCAAUCCUCUCCCGGUUUCCAAGACUUACUGCUUUGCCCGACCGAGGAAACCAGUUAAAAAGGUGAUAGCGGAAAAACAAUCAACGACGACAGUGGUCGCAAAGGCGCUUCAGUCUACCUGCUCGUACAACAUUCCGCUUAAAACUCCCCAGAUAAAGAAGGAGACGAAAAAAUUGUACAAAAUUAAGGGCAGGAAGCGACCAAUUCCGAUUCAAAUUGAGAUCAAAGUGUCCAACUUGUCUAAUCAUGACUGUUUUGUGUUAAGAACUGAGGAUACUGUGUACUGUUUUUAUGGCGAGUAUGCCAAUUUGUUGGAAAAAACCAAAUGUGACGAAUUUUUCGUGUAUUUUGGGGAGAAAGCGUGUCGCGUUUAUUACCAAGGGAGUAAUUGGAGGGCAUUCCUUAAGGAGUUCCCCCCUGCAGGAGGAGGUGGAGAAGAGGAUGAGCUGGAUGAAGGGGAUCCAGGAGACGAGGGGGAUUUACGGUAUGAGAAUGAGGUACUUAUCAAAAUGUACGAGUGGGAUGGAGCGGGGUGGGUGGGCGCGGAAAUGGAGUGGGAGUUGACAGAAGUGAAGGGUCCUCGAAUAUUUGAUUUUGGAACCGAACUUUACUUUUAUACAGACCCACUCCAGAAAGCAAACCUACCCGAAGCGACACUUGAAGUCUUUCGAUCUGAAAAGUACUUAACCUUCAAAAAAAUAAAGAAAAACUUAGAGCCGAUCGAAUUUCGAACCAAGUUUAACAGUAAAAUUGGCAAGAAACCGAAAUCAUCACGUGGUGGCCGAACCAAUCACAGCACAUCUAUUUCUACCACUUCUGAAAUCUCGAGCAUUUGGGAAACCCAACUCACACUCGACUCAAUCCCCUUUAACAAUCUGACCAAUAUCACUUCAGAUGAUCCCACAAUGGGAAGAUCAAUCUCAACAAGCACAAUCACGCUUACAAAGACUAAAAUUACCUUAAAUGUCACCACCACUGACUUUGACCUAUUGACCUUUUACACUACAGAUUGUUACUUGAUCCACUGGACAUACCGGUUAACUUAUACGACCCACCGGUUGGUCAAAUCUCAACCCAGCAGUACUACAGAGGGCAGAGAAAGGACAUGUUGGUUCUGUUGGUAUGGGUCAAAGUGUAAUCCGCUGGACAGGGGACGAUUGUCAACCUUAUUUUCGUUAAAAGGAAAUUUUGAGUCCGUUUUUGGCAUUACUAUAAGUUCUGAAGGGGAAAAGGUAAGUGUGGAGGAAGGGAGUGAACCUGGCAUAUUUUUAGAGUUAGUGGGAGGGGCAAAGUUUUUUAGAGGAAUAAAUUCUGAUAUUUUUGAGCGAAAGAUACACGAGGGGGUUAGUUUAUACACAGAAGUUGAUGAGUUUUAUGAAGAUGGAGAGUAUUUUGACGGUGAAUUGGAAAGACUGGUUCCUGACGCACUCCUGGUUAGAAAUGUUCACAAACAAAUUUACAAAAUAACCCUGAAACACUCCUUACUACGUAUUUAUGAACUUUUAGAUUUCAAAAUUGUAAAAUUAAAUAGGAACUUGAACUAUUUUAUUAUCGGGGAUUUACGAAAUUGUUUAAUUUUAUCCACAGACUCGUUUGUUGAGAGGAAAAGUAUUUUAUUUGCAUUACAGGAACUAGAUUUUGACGAUUUUUUCGUAGCUUUCAGUUUGGAAGAUUAUUUCCAAGAGUAUUUUUGUUACACGGGGAGUUAUUUGAUAAAGUUUUUGAAGGACUUAGAUUCUGGGGAGGGCAAGUUGGAGAGAGAGUUUGAUUUUAGAAUUUUUAAAGAUUUUUAUCCAAUGGGGGAGGUGGGGACGUGCUUAGGGAAAGAUAUCGUAGAGGACAAAUUUAAGAUGAGCCUUGAAGAAUUUGGACAGUUAGCUGGCUGGAGGAAAAAGUUGUUAACCAAAGGCGUAUUUUAUAAAUAAAGACAGAUUUUUAUUUUAAAGGCAUUAUAUUGGUCAAUUUCAACUUAUUAGCGAAAAUAAGCAUCAACCCAGUUGCUACUAC